This is a messenger RNA of Neoarius graeffei (lesser salmon catfish), 3286 nucleotides long. It is a transcript of the gene orai2, whose product is annotated as ORAI calcium release-activated calcium modulator 2. Gene Ontology annotation, cellular component: membrane. The record is from RefSeq and is a predicted model, not a curated record. The transcript has 4 exons. Gene Ontology annotation, biological process: store-operated calcium entry. Gene Ontology annotation, molecular function: store-operated calcium channel activity. NCBI's taxonomy places the organism in Eukaryota, Metazoa, Chordata, Actinopteri, Siluriformes, Ariidae. Bases 200 to 1015 code for a protein of 271 amino acids.
GGAGGAGGAGCUAUAUGACGGAAACAAAAAUAUCGCAGGUCGAUUCGGUGUUGCCGGAUUCACUGUGCAGCUCCACGUCUGACUUGGAAGCAAGCAAGUAAAUAAAUAAAUAGUAAAGAAAAACAGCUCGUUUGUUUUUCUGCGUCGGAACCGUGAACACGAAGACUUUUCGGCGGACACCGAGCAGAAGAGAUGUGCAAUGAAAGCCAUUGGUAAAGGCGGGGAAACCCAACCAUUGGCCAUGAACAGCGAACUGAACGUUCCUGUGGCCUCGUCCACAGUCGGGAUGUCCGAUCGGCUCCAGGACGGAGGCGGGAUGGAUUAUCGGGACUGGGUCCGGCGCAGCUAUCUAGAGCUGGUGACGUCCAACCAUCACUCCGUGCAGGCGCUGUCCUGGAGGAAGCUCUACCUGAGCAGGGCCAAGCUCAAAGCGUCCAGCCGCACAUCGGCUUUGCUCUCCGGUUUCGCCAUGGUCGCCAUGGUGGAGGUGCAGCUGGAGAUGCAGUACACCUACCCGCGCGCUCUGCUGGUGGCGUUCAGCGUGUGUACCACAGUGCUGGUGGCUGUUCACCUGUUCGCGCUGCUCAUCAGCACGUGCAUCCUGCCCAACGUGGAGGCGGUGAGCAACAUCCACAACCUGAACUCGGUGUGCGAGUCGCCACACGAGCGCAUGCACUACUACAUUGAGCUGGCCUGGGGAUUCUCGACGGCGCUCGGCAUCUUACUCUUCCUCGCUGAGGUCGUCCUGCUCUGCUGGAUCAAGUUCCUGCCCGUGGACUCAGAAGUGACGGUGACGACGGUUCAGAAACGGGAAGCGGGUCACAGCGGCUGGCAGGCGGCACUCGCCUCGACGAUAAUCAUGGUGCCCGUGGGGCUCAUCUUUGUCAUAUUCACUGUGCACUUCUAUCGCUCGCUGGUGCGCCACAAGACCAAGCGCCAUGACCAGGAGAUCGAGGAGCUGCACAAGAUCAAGGUGCAGCUGGAUGGCCAUGAGCGCGGCUUACAAGCCGUCUGAUCUUCAGGGAUAUUUAUUCUUAUUACUUUUGCUUCUUGCUUGCUUUGGCAGCACGCUAUCUUUGCGCCUUUAACUUCGCUCAUGGUUAUUCUUUUCUUGCAGCUUUCUUUCGAAAGCAAAUGCAACGAUCUUGGACAAAGUCUCGUGUGGCAUGUUUACAGAAUUGCAGCAAGGGCUAUUUUUUUUUUUUUUUUUUUCCCUUCGGCUUGUUUAGAUUUUUCUAAUGGUUUAAAAGUUCCUAUCAGCUUCUAUUGCCGUGCUUCACGACCCAGGAGUUGGUCUGUAUUUUCCUCUUUUGCUAGCUGUGUGUCGACCAAGAGUUUGAUCGUGUAGUACAUCGUCUUUACUCCUUCAGCAAGUUGUUCAGCCAGCGCUUCGGCUCCGAGAUCGCAAGCGAAAAUCCCGACGUCCCUCGAAAACCAUGAAAUCCGCUUGGCCUGGGUUCCUGAUUCGUCCAGCCCGGUUUGUUAUAGGCAUGCCAAAAUGGAUCCAAGAAUACGUACGGCUACAAAGAAUGCAGGAGUUGUCGUUACGGUAACAAGCAAAGCUAUGUAGGCUCACUGCCGAAGUGUGUCCGAUAUGCAAGAAUGAUAAAUCGCGCGCGCGUGUGUGUGUGUGUGUGUGUCGUCUGAGCUUCCGCUCGUUUUGCGAACGACGUACUGUCGGGUUAUUUUUCUAGCUCACGACAUGUAAACGUUACAGUCCAUGUUUCCUUUGGAAUGACUUUUAACGGCCAUUUCAUAACGACUUGUACGCUAAUAGUCUUAACCUCCUUAACAGUUACAGCUCUGUAUAAAAAAAAAAAAAAAAGUGCACAUUUUCAGUAUUUAUAAGCAGUUUUGAAGCACAAACCAGAAUCUGUGUGUGUGAGAGAGAGCGAGUGCAUUAGGAAGUGAUUAAACAUUUUGUGCCCGGCGUCAUUAUAUGAAUCAAAGCAUCCCAUGUUAAACUGGCUCUGUUACUUCACCGAUCCAAGUGACUGAACAACACCAGGGUCGUCUUCAUGAUCGAGACGCCGCUUCUGAACUUCCGGAUGCUGUUUACAUAACAGGAAGAUACGAGGACAACAUUCCAAAGUGUUUUGACCAACAACUGCCUGCCUUAUCUCAAAUACAGGAUACGAAAGUGCACUUGUAGUGUAGUGGGAUCGAGUCAUGUUUCAUAAAACGUGUUUACGAUACACGAAGGUCUGGUAGAAAUGCGUGCGUCACUCCGUUGUCAGAAUGUUACUGUUGGGUUGCACAAACUCGUAUGUACUCUGCCCGUUGUUAAAACUCCAGGAAUCACUUGGUGUCCACGUUGUGCCGACGGCCCCCCAAGAGGAAUCCUUGACCAAAAUAAACAGUACAAAAUGAAGAAAAUCUUGUGGGUUUUAUCAAGCACUUCACAAAGUACAACGGCGUAUUAGGGGGAUAUUCUCCGAGAUUAUAAAGUCAUAUGCUUCCUGGCUGCUGUGCAUUCUGGGAAGUGUAGUUAAAUCUUUUAGCACUUUUUAAAAGAUUUUUUUUUGGCCUUUUUAUUGGAUAGGACAGUGUAGAGACAGGAAAUGAGCGGGAGAGAGAGACGGGGAGGGAUCGGGAAAUGACCUCGGGUCGGAAUCGAACCCGGGUCCCUGGAUUUAUGGUAUGGCGCCUUAUCCACCUGAGCCACGACACCCCUAGCACUUUUCUUCUUGUGCAAUCAAGGAGGAAAGACUGAAGACAUGAGAAGGGUCUUUUAACAAAAAAAAAAAAGUGCUCUUACAUGAUGAUAAUUAUACACCGAUAAACAAACCUGUGUGAUUUAUACAUUCACUUCCUGUUGCGUCCAGGAUGCGCAACAAUCGCUCACAUGCUUCCUGAGAAAUACAACUAAAGAUCUCUUGGCGGUUUACUGCAGGAUGGAGAAGGGAAGACUAAAUUUCCAAAAACACUCAGCUCAGCCAUGGCGUCUGUAAUGAGAUGAUAUUGGGCUUUCUUUGAACAGGUGUCCCCCCCCCCCCAAGAUUUGUGACUAUAAUCUCGGGGAAUAUCUGAGGUGUUUUUUUUUUUUUUUCUUUUGUUUUUUUUUCCUUGUAAAUCUACAACCCCCACAGCCCUAAUACGUCAUCAUACAUCGUGAUGAUGGACGUCCUGUCAAAGUGGACACACACAUACACGCACUUCUUGCGCACAAUCUAUAACCAAACGUAAUGUUUUUGUCCGUGCAUGUCUGUUAUACAUUGUCAACAAACAUGUAAGGUAAUUGUAUUUCAUGUCAAAUAAACACCUUAUUUUGUUUAUUUCUAUCCUA